AUUUACGCGUGAAUUAUUUGACUUUGGCUUUAAUCGCGCGGUAAAUAUUGUCACUGGGAGUCAUUUUUGUGCUUGUCGUUCUCUCCCAAUCAAUCAGUUCCUCAAUGGGAUUUUUUUUUUUUUCGGGUCUCUUUUGCCCAGGUGACCACAGAGAUCCAAUACGGGUUUUCUCACAAACCACAUGACAAAAACUGUCUACAUAACGCAACAAGGCACCGCCGAAGCUCGCAUGGUUUUUACACAUCGGGCAGCUACGGGGUUCUUGUUUCUUUACAGCCAACCUUCCCAUCAAUUUCUGACAGUAGGAGGCGAUGCUGAGUGUCAGCGGCAGGAGGCACGACGUCUUCAACAGCUGAUCUACGCAACUGAGAUCCGCAGAUUUUCUUUUAAAGUCUAUUUAAUUCACACAUAAAUGCACCUUUAUCAUACACAGAAUCCCAGAAGCUGUCUAUAAAAUAAAGCACGAACAUACUGAAGCUUGUAAGGCCUUGCAAAGCACAUCACAUUGAUUUAAGAACAUAUUUUACACAUUAGGCCUGUCAGCGGCCUCGGGGGAUCCGUUUGUUUUUUUUAAUACUUCGUAAUUUUACCCCAGAUAUCCAUAAAUCCUUUGAUUGAAACAAUAUUCAUUGCUGUUUAAUUUACUUGCAUAAAGUUUGUAACAGUGUGUCCAAAAGUCCAAGUUAAGUCAUAAUUCGUAGUGUUUAUUAAACUGCCAUUUAUUACAUGUCAGUUUUUACAGCCAGCACAAUUUUUACAAGCAUAGCUUUAACCCUUUAAAAUCCACUAUUAAAAAUCAACCACUUCUAGCUUGUGUUACAGGUUAUAUAUGGGAUGUGCCCUUUAAAAAAGGUGCAUAUGGAAAAAAAAAAAACCACCCUACAUACGUACAUCUAGUUAGUACUGGGUUGGACCCCUUUUUCCUCCAGAGCUGCCUUAAGUCUUCAUGGCAUAAAUUCAACAAGGUGCUGAAAACAUUCCUCAGAGAUGUGGCUCCAUACUGACACGAUAGCAUCACAGUUUCUACACAUUUGUCAGCUGCACAUCCAUCCAUCUCCCACAUCCCAAAAGGCGCUGUACUGGAGUGAGAUCUGGUGACUGUGGAGGUCAUGUUAUGUUAUGCUGCUGGAGGCAGUCAUCCUAAGAUUGGUACACACUGGUUAUAAAAGGCUGAACAUGAUUAGUAAGAAUACUCAGGUUGUGCGUUUAAAAAAUGCUUAAUUGGUGCCAAGCGGGCCAAAGUAUGCCCAGAAAAUAUCCACCCCAAAUUACACCAUCACCAGUAAUCUAAAGACAUUUUCUCUCAGAGAAAAAUACAGCUCGUGGGAUAUUUUCAGUUUUCUAAAAACCCCAGAGAUGGUUGUGUGGUAAAAUCCAAAUAGAUCAGUAGUUUCUAAAAUACUCAGACCAGGUUCGCACCAUAAGGGUGUGCAAAGAAGCACAAAAACAUUUGUUGCCCAUUCUGAUGCUUCAGUAAGUUGCUUUCACAUUGCUUAAAUGCACUGAGUUUUCAUCAUGUGAUUGGCUGAUAAGAAAUUUGCAUUAACAACCAGUCAAACAAGUGUCCCUAAUAAAAUGACCAGUUAGCAUAUAAUCUCCAUCAGCUUGUUCAUCAGUUUAUAAGAUUUAGUAAAAUGCUUCAGCCCCAGUGUCUUUGUAGUCACUCCAGCUGUUCAGCCAUUCAUUUUCCUAACCAAAUUCCGGUCUCAGGCAAGGCAGACUGAGCUGGCUGAUAGGAGAGAGGUGAGAUACUACCUGGAAGUGCCUAUACAGGAGCAUGUCUGUGGGAGGAGACUGGAGCACACAGGGAGAAUGUGUAAACUCCACAGAGAAACACUCCAGCCAACCAGAAGGUCGGUGUUAACAUCUGCACCACUGCGUAGUCCUCUCAUCCUCCCACUGAAAUGUCAAAACACUCGAUCAUCUGUAUCAGUAACACUGUAUCUUGUAUGUUCUCAUACAUAUGUCCCUAAGCCCAGGUCACUAAUGUUUAGUGGGCUAAAAUCAGAAUAAUUAAAGGUCUACAAAAGAAAACCAGGCUGCCAGAGCACACUUUUGGUACUGUUUUUGUUUUAUGACUCAGAAUCUCUUAGUUAAGGCGGUCCAAAGAAAUACAUUUCUGGUCAUUUAGGUAUUUAAACCAAAGGCUAAAUAGAAAAUUUGUGUAAGAGUUUAAGAAAAGAUGUUGCGUAAAUGCAUCCUUACAGGAUGUGAAGACUCCAGCUCUGUGGGGUUCUUCUGGGGUUAAAACUUUUGCAGAGCUUUUACAAAACGACUACAAAUCAAGUCUCAGCCAACAGAUCUGCUUAAAAUUAUCCCUUAUAUGCAUCACAUGGCUUUGUGCGUGGCUUUGUGCAGAGGGUGACUCAUUCAUUCAGACUGUACACCCAUUACAGUGAGACAGAGAGAGAGAGAGACAGAGGGAGGGAGGAACAGCCACCUAACAAGUGCCAAACUUGAGGCCAGCCUCUCCUCCCAUCUCAUUCUUUCCUACAUGGGCACUCUGAUGGGUUUGCAGACAGAUCAGUUUGCAGACUGAAGAGAGGUGGAGAACCAAGACGAACACUGGGAUCACGUAAGGAAAUCGUCAAACUGCUCUACAAAGAUCUCCAGAGAUUUCUCAUCCUCUAACGAACUUUAAAAAGCAAAACAAGAAAGUUGCAAUGGCGACACCCAAAAACACUCCACGAGGUGCAAACACACCACUUUCUCCCAACCGGAUCACCCGUCUCCAGGAAAAGGAGGACCUCUGCAACCUCAACGAUCGACUGGCCGUCUACAUCGACAAGGUCCGCUCUCUGGAGGCUGAGAACGCCGGGCUGCGUCUGCGCAUCACAGAGUCGGAGACAGAGGUCAGCAGAGAGCUGACGGGUCUGAAGGCCGCCUAUGAGACGGAGCUGGCAGAUGCCCGCCAGACUCUGGACUCGGUGGCCAAAGAGCGAGCACGGCUGCAGCUGGAGCUGGGCAAGCUGCGAGAGGACCACAAGGAGCUGAAAGCCAGGAACACUAAAAAAGAGUCAGAACUGGGGGGAGCCUUGCAGAGGCUCAAAGACCUGGAGGCUCUGCUUAAUUCGAAGGAUGCUUCCUUGACUACGGCUCUGGGAGAAAAGCGUAACCUCGAGGUGGAAAACAGGGACCUGAAAGCGCAGGUUGCCAAGUUGGAUACCAGCUUGGCCGAUGCCAAGAAGCAGCUGCAGGAUGAGAUGCUGAGGAGGGUGGAUGGAGAGAAUCGCAUCCAGACUUUGAAAGAGGAGCUGGAAUUUCAGAAGAACCUUCACUCUGAGGAGCUGCGGGAGAUAAAGAGGCGUCAUGAGUCCCGCAUGGUUGAACUGGAUAAUGGCCACCAGCAGGAGUUUGAAUGCAAACUGGCUGAGGCACUGGUGGAUAUGCGCAACCAGCAUGAGCUGCAGAUUAAAAUGUACAAGGAUGAGAUCGAGAAGACCUACAACACCAAGCUGGAGGGUGCUCGUCAGUCGGCGGACAGGAGCAGCCACCUGGUUGGGGCAGCACACGAGGAGCUCCAGCAGAUCCGAGUACGCCUGGAGUCCACGUCGACUCAGCUCAGCCAGCUACAGAAACAGCUGGCAGCUCGUGAGGCAAAGAUCAGGGACCUCGAGGAUGCUCUGUCGCGGGAGCGGGACAGCACGCGUCGCCUCCUGGGUGAGAAGGAUCGAGAGAUGGCAGAGAUGAGGCAGCAGAUGCAGCAGCAGCUCGAUGAGUAUCAGGAACUCCUCGAUGUUAAGCUGGCCCUGGACAUGGAGAUAUGCGCCUACAGGAAGCUGCUGGAGGGAGAAGAGCAAAGACUGCGUCUUUCGCCCAGCCCUCCUCCUACCAGGGCGGCGGGAAGUCGUUCCUCUACUUCUGGAGCUCUCUCUCGAUCUAUUCACCUCAGCGCUCAGAACUCCCCGGCUAAGAGACGUCGCCCCAACGACACCGACAGCGAGGCCUCCAGCUUCGCCGGUGGAGCCGUUUCCCGCACUCGCAUCACCCAGCAGGCCUCAGCCAGCGGACGUGUCACUGUGGACGAGGUGGAUCUGGAUGGGAAAUAUGUCAGACUCAGCAACAAAGCUGAUGAGGAUCAGAAUCUGGGGAACUGGCAGGUGAAGCGACAGGUAGGAUCUGGCACUCCCAUCGCCUUCAAGUUCCCAGCUAAAUUCACCUUGAAGGCCGGUCAGAGGGUGACGAUCUGGGCCUCUAAUUCUGGUGGAACUCAUAAUCCUCCAUCUGACCUGGUGUGGAAGAAUCAGCCCUCCUGGGGCACCGGAGACCUCUUCCAGACUACUUUGAUCAGCACUAACGGAGAGGAAAUGGCAAUGAGGAAAGUCACCCGCACACAGUUUGAAGAAGAAGAUGAUGACAUGCAGGUGGCUCACAGCACCUGUGGGGACGGCGAGUACAACCUGCGGAGCCGGACAGUCGUGUGCGGCUCAUGCGGACUUCCUUCAGACAAAUCCAGCAACUGCUCCGUGUCCUCUGCUUCCCGCUCCUUCCGCAGCGGAGGCAUCUCCGAGGGUUUACUGCCCCACUCCUACGUGUUCAGCACGAGCACACCUCGCAAGACUGGAGGCAGAAUGGAGAGCUGUCCAAUCAUGUGAAGCCCUGGGGCCACUACACUACAUUUUCUAUACCUUCUUAGAUAUCAGUUGUUGAGUUAUCUGGUAUAGUUUUUAGUUCAGUUCAUGUACUUUGAAUUAAAUUUCAAGUUAUUGAAUGCCAGAAAAUUUUAUACUGGUUUUUAUAAUGUACAUAUGCAUGAAUAAGAAUAAUUUUUCCAGAGCUUAAAGAUUAAUUUGGGGUUAGCUUUGUUUGGGUUUUUUUAUAUAUUAGGGACAUUUAAGGUUGGAAAAUGUAAACCAGUUACUUUAACAUUCAUUCGUUUUAAAAACUUAAUUCAAAUUAAUUCCAUUAUGCUCUAUAGACACUCUGACACAGCGGGGUUGUGGUCAGUUUACAAUUUUACCAAAAUUGAAAACUGUAUUUUGAAAACUUUUUUUCUCAUUAAAUCUGCUUACCGUGUGAAGGUAAAAUGAACCCAACCUUGCUACAGAUCUACAGAAUAUUGUCGUUUUUUUUAAUUAAAAUGAAUAAACAUGU
This is a messenger RNA of Oreochromis aureus, 5094 nucleotides long. RefSeq names its product lamin-A-like. Lineage: Eukaryota; Metazoa; Chordata; Actinopteri; Cichliformes; Cichlidae. The record is from RefSeq and is a predicted model, not a curated record. Bases 2664 to 4595 code for a protein of 643 amino acids. The transcript is spliced from 14 exons.